AUGAAAAUAUGGUUAAUCAAGCCUUCUUUUCAAAAGGUGGCAGCAUCUUCGGGUGAUGUGAGGAUAGCAUUGGCGGUGUGUCGACGCGCUCUGGAGUUGGCUCGGUUGGAAGCUAGACUUGCAAAUGGCGCUGAUUUAAAGGUUACUUAUGAAACAACCAUCACUGGUCGUACUGUCACACCACUUCAAAAGCGCAUAAUGUCUAGCCCGUCCGUACGUACAUCCCUAAGGAAGAGGUGUGCUCUCGCUGAAAGUUCUGUGGAGAGUGAGGAAAACCUGGCCAUACCAAUGGUUCGCCACAUUAGUCAAGCCAUUCAGGAGGUUCAGUCUGGUGGCAGUGUAGUAACUAGCAGAGGUGCCUGCGUCUCUGCCUCUGGCGGGAUGCCUCUGCAUCACAAGUUAGUGCUGGCGGCCUGUCUUCUACUUCGUCGGCUGCGGGGCAUUAAAGAGACUUCGAUGGGUCAGGUGUUCGACGUGUACGUCUACGUCUGUGCACAACGAGGCAAUCUUUCGCCUCUUCAGAUGGAUGAGUUUGUGAGCGUUUGUGAGCUACUCGAAUCCCAUGGCUUAAUUCACCUCGUUGUUGGCACCGGCGCCGGCGCGAUUUCUAUGCCCGCACGUCAAAAACGCCUUUCUCUCCUGCUUGACGAUAAAGGAGUGGAACGAAGUCUCAACGACGACCUCCUAUUUUCGUCCAUUCUCUCCAUCCGGACCUUGCCGUGUUGUCGCAAAGUAUAG
Hydatigera taeniaeformis is the source of this 738-nucleotide messenger RNA. The record is from the annotation of a GenBank genome assembly. NCBI's taxonomy places the organism in Eukaryota, Metazoa, Platyhelminthes, Cestoda, Cyclophyllidea, Taeniidae.